AGGGAGGUGGCAGCCGCCCAGGGAAAGGUGACCGAUGCCAGGCAGCCACCGGCGCGGGAAAGAUAACCAGUAGGUGGGGACUCUGUGGACCCUGAUGGCACCUUAGUGCGAGAAAAAGUGCUUUGGGAGAAACUCCUGGGACGUGGGAAAGAUGGAGCGUCCGAUGCUAGGUUUGAGGCAACUUUAAAGAGAACUAACGUACAGUGGAAGGGGCAGGAAGGGUAUUUUAAAAGCCUCCAGCAACAGUCCUGAUCAAAAAGGACGGCUUCGGGAUUGAUCUGGAAAUACGUUGCAGGGCUCUGAAGUCACAGUCCCGCCCCCAAUCCCCUGACAUGCCUCCCCAGCGCAAGCCUCAAAGACCGAGCAGCUUGCUCGCUUUGGACGCAGACCCUUUGUCCUUCUAGAAGGCUUUCCUCACUUGGGUUUGGACACCUUUCAUUUCCUCAGAAGAUUGUCUGCCUCCUCCUAUGUCACACGAGGAUUCAAGACCAAGACAGAAGAGCGCAGGAUGAAGGCGAGAGGCAGGGACAUUUCCCGUUUGCUGGUCUCCCUCGCUACGACCUGCCUGCUGGCCACGCCUAGGAGCAAGGCGUGUCCUCGCCGCUGCGCCUGCUAUGUGCCCACCGAGGUGCACUGCACAUUCCGCUACCUGACCUCCACCCCAGACAGCAUCCCGCCCAGCGUGGAGCGCAUCAACCUGGGGUACAACAGCUUAGCUAGGUUGACGCUGGCAGAUUUCCGUGGCCUGAACAAACUCGAGUUGCUCCUGCUGCACAGUAAUGGCAUUCACACAGUCCCAGAUAAGACCUUCUCUGAUCUGCAGGCCUUACAGGUCUUAAAGAUGAGCUAUAACAAAGUCCGAAAGAUUCAGAAAGAUACUUUUUAUGGCCUCAGAAGUUUGACCCGGCUGCACAUGGACCACAACAGUAUUGAGUUCAUAAGCCCAGGGGCAUUUUAUGGCCUCCCCUUCCUACGCCUGCUGCACUUAGAAGGAAAUCGGCUCACUAAACUCCACCCAGACACAUUUGUCUCCUUGAAGCACCUCCAGAUAUUCAAAGUAUCUUUCCUUAAGUACCUGUACUUGUCCGAUAACUAUCUGACCUCCUUCCCUCAAGAGAUGCUCUCCUCUAUGCCAGACUUAGAAAGCCUCUAUCUGCAUGGAAAUCCAUGGACCUGUGACUGCCAUUUAAAGUGGUUGUCGGACUGGAUACAGGAGAAGCCAGAUGUAAUCAAAUGCAAGAAAGACAGAAGUCCCCGUCUUCAGCAGUGUCCCCUCUGCAUGGACCCCAGGGUCUCCAAAGGCAAGCUCCUUGCUGCAGUCCCAGCAGCAGCUUUCCUGUGCACAAAGCCAACCAUUGAGCUGUCCCUGAAACCAGAGAACCUGACUGUUCCAGAUGACAGGGGAUCUGCCUCCCCUUUGCCUCAAGAUUUUACAGCGCCUUUGGGCUCCCUGACUUUGCAUAUGACAGACAUGUCUGGACAUGAGGCUAACGUGGUCUGCAAUGUACAGAAGCCCUCCAGAACACUGCCCACUGCAUUCGCAGAAGAAAAGGGACACAUCCUGCUAAACAUGUCAUUUUCGACAUCUCUGGUGUGCAACAUGGAUUACAGUCACAUCCAGCCAGUGUGGCAGGUUUUGGCUCUGUACAGUGAUUCUCCUCUGACUCUUGAAAGAAACCACUUGCUCUCUAAAACUCCACAGCUGUCUUACAGGUAUGAGCAGGUGGCUGUUCGACCUGAAGACACAUUUACUAACAUCGAGGUAGACGUCGGGGCAGAUCCUGCAUGGUUAAUGCAGGACCGAAUAUCCUUGCAGCUGGACAGGACUGCCACCACACUCACUAAGUUGCAGAUCUGGUUCUCAAGUGACGCUCAAGUCACUUUACCAAAGGCAGAGGUGACGCUAGAGAGACUCAAAUGGACCAUGAUUCUGAGGACUAACACCACCAAACUGGAACACACUGUUUUGACUGGCGGCACCAUUGCCCUGGACUGCCCAGGACAAGGUGACCCUUCACCUCACUUGGAGUGGCUUCUAGCUGACGGAAGUAAAGUGAGGGCCCCGUAUGUUAGCGAAGAUGGACGGAUACUUAUCGACAAAAGUGGAAAGCUGGAACUGCAGAUGGCUGAUAGCUUUGACACGGGCACAUACCACUGUGUAAGCACCAAUUAUGAUGAUGCAGACCUUCUCACAUAUAGGAUAACUGUGGUAGAGCCCAGUGUAGAAUCCACAGGAGAAAAUGAGAUUCGCCGAAUGGUUGUUGCUGGCGAAACACUCGAUCUUCCAUGCCCUUCUUCUGGAAUUCCAGAUGCUUCCAUCAGCUGGGUUCUUCCAGGAAACAUUGUGCUCUCUCAGUCCUCACGAGAUAAACACGUUCUUCAAGAUGGCACAUUAAGAAUAUUACAAGUGACCCCAAGAGACCAAGGUCAUUAUUAUUGUAUAGCAGCCAAUCCAUCAGGGGUUGAAUCUUUGAUUUUUGAAGUAUCAGUCAAAUUGAAAGGUCCCAGGUUAGUGGAACAUGAUGGGGAAACAGAUGGAUCUGGAGGUGAGGAGCCCAAUCCCCAUGCUCUCUCUAAGGAGUCACCAUCUCCAAAAUUCUCUGCAUUAGCAUCAGCCUCGGCGGGGACCAAGGCUGAAACACCAGCCUUGAGCAGAAGUAAGAAGGACCACCGGGUGGUCUCGCCAUGGCGGCGUGGAGAUUCCGCAAACCACCAGCGUGUCAGGGAGAAUAGGAGACAGUUCCCUCCCUUUGCACGAAGAAUUGAUCCACAGCACUGGGCAGCACUUUUGGAGAAAGCCAAAAAGAAUGCUGCGUCAGAGAAACCAGAUAAGAAGAUCAAAGGGCCACCGCCCCUGGCCGCUCCACUGCUAAAAAUAGCUGGUGAUGGUGAAGACCUUUCAGGCAUGAUUUCCCCAGAUGAAGAGUUCUUGGUUCUGGAAACGGCAGUCCCCAGUGUCUUACCAAGGACCCUGACUGCUGAUGUUACAACAAUGUUUCAUGGCCUUGUGACAAAUAGAACUUCUGGCACAGAUGUCUUCCCAACUGUGAGUCCUCAAAGACCACAAGCCAAGGACCUUGCAGAUUUCCAACAAUCUGAUGUUAUUAGCACUACAGCUAUGUCAGGGAAUACAUACCCAGUGACAGCAAGCACAGUAGAAAGCUCAACCAGCCAGAAUUCAACUCCCACCUUCUCUCUGCGACCCGGAGUGUCUGGAUUUCAGGAUGCUGGCCAGGUAGGGAGAAGAGGAGAACCUUCUCAAAGGGCAUACCCAGUGACAGAGUGGACUGUGGUCACAGACAGUGACCUGAAAAUUCCUAGCAGCACCACCAUCAAAGCUGAUGCGAUCUUAGAAUCAGUAAGUCCCACCAAUGGCCAUCAGACACCUUCCAUCACAGUCAGAGAAGCCAGGGGUAGCCAUCUGUAUUCUCAUAACACUGCAGAGCCUAGUACCACCAGGCUGCCUUUGGAUCGUCACAUUGCUCCUUUUCCCUCUCAGAUGACUAGAAACAAUACAACUAACUUUCCGCUCUUGAGACGCUCUGGGAGGCGAAGGAAAAUUUGGGGCCGAGGGCGAAUUAUCAGCCCUUAUGGAAGCCCAGUUCUCCGGAGGCAUAGAUAUAGGAUGGUGAGGCCAGUACUCAGUGGAGCUGCUAGCCGAAGUGUGAGUGCAUCUCCAGCCACAGAGCUCCAUGAGAUAUGCCUAUCCUGUCCUCCCACAGAAAGCCCCACCUCGCCUACAGUAGCUCUGCCUGUUCCAGGCUCAUCCCCCAACACCAUCCUCAAAGCCACAGUAGCCCAACCUACAGCCCUAGCCAGGCAUCCUUCAUUACUACCUGAGAACAAAGAAAGCGUCAGCAUUGCUAAAGCAACACCCACGAUGACACCUUCCGGUGCUGGAAGCACCCGAGUGAUUCCCACUCUUGCAAUCGUGGCUUCUGCCCCUGCGUCUACAGCCAAUGACAUCUUCGCCAAUAACAAUGCCCCACGUGCAGCUAGCACCAGAGAAGCUAAAGGAGAGAUGGUGAGGACACCACCACUUUCAGAUGUCCUCACCAAGCCGUCAGUGCCCACAAAGGAGGCCAGUACUUGGUUUGCAGACAGAAAAAAUCCCUGGUACCAGGUGUUCUCAAACAACCCUAACCAAAAAGGAAUAUUGAAGAAUCUGAAUAAAUCUGACUUACAGAAGAGCAUAGCCACAGUGUCUCCUAAAAUAUCACCUGUUUUACCUACAGAAAAAGUUUUCCUCUCAUAUUCAACAACGUUCUCAGAAAAUCAGAUGCAAAUUCUGCCUUCAGUACACCCCAAUCCCACAGAAAUACACAGCACUGGAAGUCUCCCCGCAGGAAAGGGGUCACCCUCUCCAUCCUUACCCCCCUUGCUUCCUAGUCUCCCAAUCAAAGGACGCAGGGCAGAAAGCUUCCCGUUGGUAGAGAUGGCUCCACUGGCAACCCCCACCACCCCCACGUCUGCUGGUAGCCAUAAAACCCAGACAGCAGCAACCAAGGUGGGACAAGACCAGAGAACAAAGGAGCCGCAGAACCACAGCGACCCAAACACCACUGCAGGCCGGAGCGGGGACUUCACGGAGUCCCCGGCUGUGACAGCUGGUGUCCCUCCAGGAAGUUCGGCUCUGACAGCUCUAACUGCAAAGACGCGGCGAGACUUUGAGACGUUGAGGGGCACGGUGGCGUCAGCAAGGGCUGUGGUCAGCCCGUCCCGUGAGGGCAGCACGGCGGCCAGGACGGCCUUGGCCCCACGGCCGGCCCCGGGCCCUCCCCUCGUGCCCAGUCGCCCCUCCCCUGCCUUUACUCACAGUCCAGUUGCAGGGGACCUGGCAGUUCCUUCCCAGGUGACUGCAGAUCCCGUGGCCACAGUGUAUGCAUCCUCAGGCUCUCCAGAUCUUCAGCGGUCCCCAGGGCAGGUCACCACCUCUCCAGAGGCUCACCCACCUCCUGAGCUCGUGCCUAGAAGGACUCAUUUUGCCUCCUCUAAUCUCUCACAUCCUAACCCUGUGCCCUCACUGAGAAUAACUAGACCACCAAAACCAGAAGCAAAGCCGUCUCCCUGGUCAGAAAAUCCGCUUCAGCACCAGUCAUUCUCAGAACGUGUUGAAAAGGGCAAAAAGGCAGUGACCAGCACGUUGCCCUCUCUCAGCUUGCCCGAGGCCACAGCUCGUGACGUGCAGUGGGAGGGACGGAGGAAUGCCAAGACAGGCUUUGAUAAGAAAGCAGUCCCAGACACACCUUCCGGACCCCUGCCCUCCCACGCUGUGCCUGGGAAUGUCUUUAAGAAGCCCAGAAUAGUUGGAGGAAAAGCAGCCAGUUUUACCAUUCCGGCUAACUCAGAUGCCUUCCUUCCCUGUGAGGCUGCUGGGAACCCUCUGCCUUCUAUUCACUGGGCCAGAAUCUCAUCAGUCCUUGGACUUACUGACAGGACACCAAAAAGCAGGUUCCAAGUGCUUCCCAAUGGUACCUUGUCCAUUCAGAGAGUCAGCAUUCAGGACCGUGGACAGUACGUGUGCUCCGCUUCCAAUCCACUUGGUACAGACCACCUCCACGUCACCCUGUCUGUAGUGUCCUAUCCCCCCAGGAUCCUGGACAGACAGACUAAGGAGAUCACAGCUCAUUCCGGAAGUUCCGUGAAACUGAAAUGCAAGGUGGAAGGCAGGCCACGCCCUACGGUUUCCUGGAUUCUUGCAAACCAAACAGUGGUCUCCGAAACACCUGAGGAGCAGGCGAAGGCCCUAGUCACAUCGGAUGGGACGCUGGUCAUCCGUAACCUGAGCAUUUAUGACCGUGGCUUUUACAAAUGUGUGGCCAGAAACGCAGCCGGCCAGGACUCACUGCUGGUGAGGCUCCAGGUCAUCGCAGCACCUCCUGUUAUUCUAGAGGAAAAGAGACAAGUUAUUGCUGGGACUCAGGGUGACAGUUUGAAGUUGCCCUGUACUGUGAAGGGAACACCUCGGCCCCUUGUUCACUGGGUCCUGUCUGAUGGGACUGAGGUACGAACAUCACAGCUUACCAGUUCCAGGUUGCUCUUGCAUUCAAAUGGGACUUUGCAUAUUAGAAACAUUGUCCCUUCAGACAGGGGCACUUACGAAUGCAUAGCCACGAGCUCCUCUGGCUCCGAGAGAAGGGUGGUGAUCCUUUCCGUGCAAGAGCGAGAGACCCUUCCCAGGAUCGAAGCUGCCUCUCAGAAACGGACAGAGGUGAACUUGGGGGACAAAUUGCUACUAAACUGCUCAGCCUCUGGGGAUCCCAAGCCCAGAAUAAUCUGGAGGUUACCAUCCAAAGCCGUCAUUGACCAAUGGCACAGAAUGGGCAGCCGUAUCCACGUCUACCCAAACGGAUCCCUGUUCAUUGGCUCUGUGACAGAAAAAGAUGCUGGGAACUACUUGUGUGUGGCCAGAAACAACAGGGGAGAUGAUCUGACCCUGAUGCACGUGAGCCUGCGACUGACACCUGCCAAAAUUAACCCGAAGCAUCACUUUAAAAAGCAAGUGCUUCAUGGGAAAGAUUUCCAGGUGGACUGCAAAGCUUCAGGCUCCCCUGUGCCCGAGAUAUCCUGGAGUUUGCCUGAUGGAACAGUGAUAAACAACGCAAUGCAAGCUGAUGACAGUGGCCACAGGACCAAGAGGUACACCCUUUUCCACAAUGGAACCUUGUAUUUCAACAAAGCUGGGGUUGCCGAGGAAGGCGAUUACACUUGUUAUGCACAGAACACGUUGGGGAAGGAUGAAAUGAAAGUCCAUCUAACAGUGGUCACGCCCACCCCACGGGUAAGUCAGGGCUACAAGAGCAACGUGAGGAUUAAAGCUGGAGACACAGCUGUCCUGGACUGUGAUGCCACCAGGGAUCCCAAACCAAAAAUAUAUUGGAUGCUACCUUCCAGAGACAUGAUUUCAUUCUCCAAGGACAGGUACAUGUUUCAUGCCAACGGGUCCUUAUCUAUCCACAGAGUGAAACUGCUUGAUUCUGGAGAUUAUGUGUGUGUGGCCCGAAAUCCCAGUGGGGAUCACACCAAAAGGUACAACCUGGAUGUCAUCUCGAAGCCUCCAUUGAUUAAUGGUCUGUACACAAACACAACGAUUAAUGCCACUGCCGUUCGGCACUCCAGGAAGCACUUUGACUGCCGAGCAGACGGGAUGCCAUCUCCUCAGAUUAUGUGGAUCAUGCCAGGCAACAUUUUCCUCACCGCCCCAUACUAUGGCAGCAGGAUCACAGUCCAUAAAAAUGGGACCUUGGAAAUUAGGAACGUGAGGCUUUCGGACUCGGCCCGUUUCAUUUGUGUGGCUCGGAAUGAAGGAGGAGAGAGCGUGUUGGUAGUACAGUUGGAAGUCCUGGAAAUGCUGAGAAGACCCACAUUCAGAAAUCCGUUCAAUGCAAAAGUAGUCGCCCAGCGAGGCAAGCCCACAACACUGAACUGUUCUGUGGACGGGAACCCACCCCCCGAAAUCAUCUGGAUUUUACCAAAUGGCACACAAUUUUCUAAUAGCCCACAGGACUCUCAGUAUCUCAUAGCAAGCAAUGGCUCUCUCAUUAUUUACAAAACCACCAGAAGCCAUGCAGGAAAAUACCGGUGUGCAGCUAGAAAUAAAGUUGGCUACAUUGAGAAACUGAUUCUGUUGGAGAUUGGCCAGAAGCCGGUUAUUCUGACAUCUGCCCUGGGCGCGGUGAAGGGGAUAGGUGGAGAGUCCCUAGCUCUGCACUGCGUGACUGAUGGGAUUCCUAAGCCACAGGUCGAGUGGACCACGCCGAGUGGGCAUGUGAUCCACAGCCCUCGGGCCAGUGGGAGGUACGUACUGCAUGAAAACGGCACCUUGGUCAUCAAAGCAGCAGCAGCUGCCGACGGAGGCAAUUACGUGUGUGAGGCUCACAACAGUGUUGGCCACGCACUGAUUACCGUCCCAGUUGCCAUUGUGGCCUAUCCUCCCCGAAUUGUGACCGGCCCGCCUAAGAGCGUCCUCGCGAGGACAGGAGUGGCUUUCAGGCUCCACUGUGUGGCGCUGGGAGUCCCCAAGCCAGAGGUCACCUGGGAGAUCCCUGGGCACUCCUCGCUCUCAAAGAUGGGUAAAGGAAGGACUCAUGGAAGUGAGACGCUUCACCCCCACGGCGCCCUCGUCAUUCAGAAUCCCCAGGCCUCGGAUUCUGGACUGUACAGGUGCCUAGCCAAGAACCCACUUGGUAGCGACUAUGCAGCAACUUAUAUUCAAGUACUCUGACAGGAAACAAUAAAAGUCAACAUCUGAAGAUUUUAUUUUUUGGAAGAAGUUUAAUCAAAGGCAGCCAUAGGCAUGUAAAUGAAUCCGAAUACAUUUACAAUAUUAAAUUUACAAUGGACAUGCAAAAAAAAAAAGACUUGGAAAUAAAUGCAUUAUGAACUGAUACUGAUUCUUUUCAAUGGAUUUCAACACAAACUUUUAACUUAAGGCACUUUUAUUUUGCCAACAAAUAACAAACCUUGAGAGAAAACGGUACACUACAAAUAACACCGGCUAACACACCUGAACGUUUUAGUAAAGAACAGACUUUUCCUUCACUGCCGUCGCCUGGUGCCCUUCUUCUGCCCAUGCGGCACGCAAGAUGCUCAGAGACAACGGGAAGAUCAAUUUAAAAUCUUCAUGUAAAUCUGUCAUCUUAGUGUACAAAUAUUUUACCAUUGGUUUAAAAACAUUUUGCUAGAACCUGUAUGAUACAAAGCUCUGAAGUAUUUCGGUCCUAAUUUGUUCACACUGAAAAUCCUCAUUAAUGGGGAAUAUAAAAAUGCUUAAAUAGCUGCAUGUAAAAAUAAGUGCAAGCUUUUCCACGUGUAAAAAGCAACCCAAUGCUUACAUUUCAUCAAAUGUAAAAGGACGCUGAUUACAUCUUUGUCCAAAUACACUCAUUACAAAGGUUUGAAAAAUACAAUGAAACUCCUUUGUAACUUUAAAGUCUACCUCAGGUACCCCGGGUUUGGAGCUGUUUAUGAGGAAAUUUUUUCCAAGGAGGAAUCUUCGCAUUACAAGCAUUUUACUUCAACAAAUAAUUCUAUGCACAUUAGGAAAAUGUUUUUAGAGAGUCUAAAUCUAUUAUAUACAAUGAAGUUUCAGUGUAUUUAAAAUUUGAA
Molecule: messenger RNA, 9108 nt
Organism: Jaculus jaculus (lesser Egyptian jerboa)
Lineage: Eukaryota; Metazoa; Chordata; Mammalia; Rodentia; Dipodidae
Gene: Igsf10
Product: immunoglobulin superfamily member 10
Exons: 7
Coding region: 509-8224 (2571 amino acids)
Molecular function (GO): protein binding
Source: RefSeq, a predicted model, not a curated record